GCGACUCUUGUUAUAACAUUGGAAAGAAAUUUGCACAAUUUUCGCAUUUUUUCACCACCUGAAAUUAAGGAAAUUACUCAAGACCCUCCAGAUGAGAGGGUGCAAUACUCGAGCUCGUGGCUGUUGCGACAAUGGAAAAAGGUAUGUAUGUAUUAAAAUAAAUAUUAGAAUUACUUUCAUGACGCGUUGGUCUCUUCAACACUUAGACUAUUCAUUUUCAUAUAUGAACGUCAAAAUUAUUAUUAAUAAAAAUUUAUAAAUAAAGUAAGAAAGUACAAAGGCAAUUAUAUGUACAUGCCAAAAUGUGUGUGAUCCUGCAUAAUGCCAUAUUAUACAGAGUAGAUGCCUGAAAAUGUUAAAAGAAAUACUUUCGUUUAAGUUGAAAAUACUUGCGUUUAAGUUUUAUAUUUUUAACCACUUUAGGUUUAUGACGAUGACGAAUUGGAAGAGCGUUUAAACGAGAUGAAAAAUGACGAAGAAGAUCAUGAGGAGAAAUUGGAUGAACUGAGAAAAGAUAUAAAGAAGACGAAUGAUGUGGUGCAUGAAAAUAUGGCAGCUACGAAAACAAAGAUUGAAAAUACAGCAGCCUGUAUGGAAAGAAAGAUUGAAAAUACAGCAGCCUGCUUGGAAACAAAGAUUGAGAAUACAGCAGCCAUGGAAACGGCAAAGAUUGAAAAUAGAUUAAAGAAUAUUGAGGAGAUGUUGGCACAAAUCCAAGCUGGAGGUAUAUUGCAUUCUGGUAACUGA
Paramuricea clavata is the source of this 747-nucleotide messenger RNA. The record is from the annotation of a GenBank genome assembly. NCBI's taxonomy places the organism in Eukaryota, Metazoa, Cnidaria, Anthozoa, Malacalcyonacea, Plexauridae.